ACUUUCUAUUUUUGACAAAGAUCCCAAGUUCACGUUAACGUGCAAAGUUCCAACUCUCAAAUAGUUCCUCAAGAGGCAAUAAAAUGAAAGCCACGAGUGUUGCCUCUGUUGGAAUAGUUCCUGAAGUACUCACUUCUUCUGACAACUACAAAAGAUGGAGUGCUAUUGUGAAAAAUUAUCUGUUGGGGCAAGAUCUGUGGGACAUUGUGUUCAGUGGUAAUAAUACUGAUCACUUGGACAACACCCCAGAUAUUGAGCAAGGAUUCGGCUACGCUUAUGAACCUGAAAGAAAGGUACUUCCAUCGAAGGUGAAUAAUGCAAAAGCUUUGCAUACUAUUCAACUAUCAUGUGGACCACUGAUUCAAGAUGAGCUUUCUGAUUUUGAAUUAGCCAAAGAUGCUUGGGAUCAUUUGUCAACAAGAUAUGGGAAUUUUUUUAAAAUCAAGCUUGAUAAAGAUGAGCAAGAUAAUUUUGGUUUUGGUGCGGACCAUAAAAAGCUAUUGAGGAUGGUGAAGAUAGGUGAUUCUAUUGAAGAUAUCAAUAUAGAUGAGGGUGUAUUUGAUCAUAUAACCUCAGAAUCAGGUUGGACGCUGCUUCACAUUGCAGUAAUUGUUGGAAACGUGAAAAAUAUGGAAAAAUUGGUGAGAGAUGGGAAUGAAGAGUUUGUAAGAAAGCAAGAUAAGCUUGGUCACACAGCUCUUGCUCUUGCAGCUUGUUAUAAUGCUAAAAUCGCUAUAGUAGAGCACAUGCUACAAGUUGUAGACAACAACAUAGGGGAGGAGCUGCUGAUGCAGCCGAACACAAAAGGAGAAAUCCCGAUUCUAUUAGCUGCUGCUGACGGACACAAAGAAAUGACUGGAUGUCUUUACUUGAAGACUCCUAGAGCAAUGUUCAAUGGAGCCGAUCCACAAAAUCGAGUUUUGCUUCUCGAGCGAUGUAUCACGGCUCAAAUAUUUGAUGUGGCUUUGAGAUUACUCAAAGAUUACCCAAAUCUGGUCGCUGAAGUAAUUGAAAACGUCAACGAAAAUGUACCCGGGGAAUCCAGGAAAGUCUCCGUCUUAGUUGCAUUGGCUAAAUUGCAUUCUUCUUUCCCAAGUGGCAGCGGAUUCGGCGGACUACUACAACAAUUCAUUUACGAUAAUUUAAUCGUAGGAAAGGAAUUUCAAAACAACUAUGGGAUCCCGGAAUCCAAUAUUGCGAAGUUUGUAAGUUCGGGUACAUUUGGUGACGAUAGAAAUCUUCAUACGUCUUCCUCUGCGAAACGUUGGUCAGUAGCUGGCUUCGACAUACCUCUUGAAAAGCUAUUGGAUUUUGAAUACCGGUUGGUUCUGUUUUUCAAGAGUCAAAAUAUCGUUGGGACUCGGGAAAUAUAUGAUGAAAAAUAUGCCCAUUAUGAAGUUCUGGGAAUAUUGAAACACUUCAGCCAAAAUAUUGGAAAAUUUAGUUAUGAACAGCUCAUUAAAGCUUCAGCACACGAAGCCAUGUUGUAUGCAGCCGAGAAUGGAAUAGUUGAGUUCGUAAAUGCUAUGAGGGAAGCUAAUCCUGAUCUGCUGUCAGUUACUGACAACAAUGGUAGAGGCAUAUUUUGGUAUGCAAUUCAGAAUCGCAGACUAAAAGUGUUCCAACUCAUAUACUUUCUAAAAGGAUUGGAGAAGGAGAUGUUUCGAUAUCGCACAGACGUGUUGGGCAAUAACCUGCUGCACACGGCAGCUCUUUUAGUUUCUUCAUCUAAUCGUAAUGGCAGAUUGAGUCCUGCAAUGCAUAUACAAACAGAGAUUCAAUGGUUUACGGCUGUGUAUAGACUUGUGAAUCCGAAGUUCUUGGAAGCCAAAAAUAAGGAUGGUAAGAAGCCUUUUGAGGUAUUCAUCGAGAGCCACCAGGAGCUAGUGAAAGCCGGAGAAAAAUGGACAAAAGACACGGUUACCUCUUAUAUAGCUGCGGCUUCUCUCAUCCUCACUGCCGUGUUUACUGCAGCCUUAACUGUCCCGGGUGAAGGCAAUGAAGAAAUUGAGAAAUCAAAUGACUCGCAUGAACUGAUGUUUAAUCUGUUUUUAACGACAGAUGUAUUAUCUAUCUUAUGUAGUGCCAUAUCACUCUUCUUUUUCAUUAAGAUUCGCACAUCGCGUUAUGAUGAAGUAAAUUUCCUCAUGACAUUACCUACGAGAUUACUUCUCGGCGUUAUGUUCCUUCUUGUCUCUGUCUCCUCCACGAUGGUUGCAUUUUAUGCUGCGCUUGAUAUGAUUUUAGAGGGGCAUCGCAGGAGUACUUGGCAGAUGAUUCUAGUACCCAUCUUGAUUUCUAGCUUUCUUCCAUUUUUCCCUGUUAUAGGAUUUCUUGUGCAAUCCUUCAAAGAGAUUCUUCAAUCUAGAGUCAAAAAGCCCCAUCACUCUAUGUCUUAAAAAAGGUUAAUACAUGCCGACCGGAAAAUAUAUUUCAGCAAAAGUAUAAUGUGAGUGAUCAUUGCAACUAUGGCAAAUGAAUAAUGUAACUACUCUCUCUUUCUACUAGCCCGUAAACUUGAUAUGUAUAACAACCUUGUGUUUCAUACUUUUUCAUAAUUAAAUAUAUAUG
Messenger RNA from Medicago truncatula (barrel medic), 2571 nucleotides. RefSeq lists its product as uncharacterized. The transcript has 8 exons. Lineage: Eukaryota; Viridiplantae; Streptophyta; Magnoliopsida; Fabales; Fabaceae. The coding region runs from base 84 to 2399 and encodes 771 amino acids. The record is from RefSeq and is a predicted model, not a curated record. Gene Ontology annotation, cellular component: membrane.